Molecule: messenger RNA, 2435 nt
Organism: Physcomitrium patens
Lineage: Eukaryota; Viridiplantae; Streptophyta; Bryopsida; Funariales; Funariaceae
Source: RefSeq, a predicted model, not a curated record
CCGGCGCUUGCUUGGGCUUUGUUUCGGCUAAACCCAGAAUGGCGAUGGCGGAGCCGGGGAUUGGCGUUGGGAUCGAUCGCAAGCCAUGGAGCCGUCGAGAGUAUGGAAGAAUUUGUUGACGGGUAAACAGGCUGUGCGGACCGUGGCAUGUCCGUCAUGCGGAGGUCAAGUGCCGGAGUUUCGUAUUCAUUCUCAUCUGGAUACUUGCUUGACGACUUUGCCUUCGAGCAUCCCUGAAGAUGUCGAAGAAGAAGAAGCAGAAGAAGAAGCUGCGCAGCUCGGCAAUGUGGGUGGUGAAGUGCGUGAACUCAGCGAUGGUGGGGGUGGUGCGCAAGUUCAUCUUCGUAAGAGACAGGUGGUGGGUCCUGCGAGAGGGCAAGGACGGGGGAGAGGGAGAGGGAGGAAACGGAGAGAAGUGGUGGAGAAGAAAGGGCGCAACGGGGAGAAUAGCGGCGGACGGAAGCGGAAGGGUUCUAGGAAUUUGAAUGUAGAAGGUGGGAAGGGGAGUGAUGCUGCUGCAUUGGUUGACGAUGAUGAUGAUGAAGAUGAUGACGUUGAGGAUUAUUCCUUCUAUCGAAAUUGGGAGUACUCUGUCGCAAGGUUGGACGAAUUGGAGAAAUUGAAACGGGAAGAUCCUUUGAGCGAAUUGCAGAAGAAGGAGCUCCGGAGGUCCGGUGUGCUCACAAUUGAGCGCCAGGAGGCGAGUGCCGUGAUUCUGAAGCUAGAUCGCCUUCUGGCCGACUUUAAGCCACCGGAAGGGUCGUCGGCAGAUGAUGUUUCCAUAAUGAGCUUCAAGAUAAAAUCGGGAGUUCGACCUGAAAACUUAUCUCCUAUGCCUGCGUUGAAGCAGCACAGCGUGCCACAACAAAUUAGCUGCCCUGCAGAUCGGGCAAAUCAUUCUGAACCUGGACAAGACGAGGCGCUGGAAGCGUGGUGGCAACAGUGGGACAUGGGGGAGUGGCCUGAAGGUCCUCUGCCUCCUGGAUUUCAUGCUGGUCUUUCAGCUCUUCCUCCACAAUUAGAAAUCCAGUUGCCUGCAGCUCAGGACCUUCACAUUGGUAUAGAUAAAACUGAGAUUGGAAAACAUGCAGCUCAAGAAGCGACAGCAGCUGAUGCAGCAUCAACGAAGUUACUGGCCAACCUGAAAUUCAAUGAAAGUGGGGGCAUUGUCGGAGUAGAUUCUUGGAACGGAUUCUCGGAUGUACAAUUGAUAAAGUCUCCUAGAAAAGCUGUCUCAGAGGUUGGGAUGCAGUUUCGGUCGAAGGUUUCCACCAAUGACAAAGUUAACGCUUCUGUGAUGGCUGACAAAGUGCAACAUGUAGUUACUUUCUUGGGAGAACACCCUAGCUCAGUAAAAGCAACCGAGCUUAGUUCUCGCUCAAAACCGAUGGAUGUUGAUCAUUUAACUGUUGCUGAAACCUCGACUGCUUGGGUGAGGCCGUCAUCCCCAUCCAGAGCUCCACCAAGCACUUCUGCAGCCAUGAAUGAAGCUUCUCCAGGAAUUCAAGCUUGCCCUAUAUGUAGUACCUCAUUUCCACCAAAUUCCAGCAACAGGAGUAUUAACGAGCAUAUAGAUGAGUGCCUAACUCAACUUGCAGAACUUCUCGAUUGACGCGGGUGUGUUUGAUGGAGGAUGUAUUCUAUGGCCAAUUUCUACUCAGUAUGUGGUUCGAUUGAAGUCGAUAACUGUAAAAUACAGUUAACAUCACAUUCAUUACCCUAAGUACAACUCUCCAGUUUGGCUACGUAAAUACCAGGUUGACCAGCGCGGAAUUGUUUCCACCCUCUAGCCGUCACCUAGUAACUACAUGACCGUUAUCAUUCCUCUCAAGCCUGGCGAUGAAGAUGGUGCAAUUGCAUAAGGACAUUGUUUCUCAGUUGGCAACCUUUCGGAUGCCCCUAACUUGCUGUUUUCCAGGUAUCUCCAUCAGCAUCAUAAAGGUGGCUGGUCGCUGCACAAACCUGCACCAUAUCAGUUAGAAGUCGAUAUGAGUCACUUGUUACGAAGCUUCGAAGGCCUGUUGACUUAUCUCUGGUCUUGUUUUUCUCUCCAUAAAUGAGAAAUUGGCUCUGCCUUGUUGGCAGCUUGCUGUUGUUUUCUGGGUCUGCCUGUGAAGCGAGGACUGAGCUUGCCAGAGGUACACCUGGGACAACGAUGUGGGUAUAUGUCCAUGAUUUCAAGCUCAUCACAAAACUUCUCGUGAUGUAAGAGCGGAUCAUUGAAGGUUAGCACGGUAACAGAUUGACCUCGAGAUGCAAGAGAAAGGAGGGAGGGACAUGAGCCUCUGUUUCCUUCUGGAUAUGUUUUUAGUGUGAAUGAUGUCGUAUAUGCUUCAUACUUAGUGAUAGUAUGCUAUGGUUAAAGAGUGGCAUGCAAAUCAAUCAUGAAUAGUACGAAUAAAAGAUUAUUGCACGCCCUUCGUGUCCUACUCUGA